Molecule: messenger RNA, 768 nt
Organism: Ixodes scapularis (black-legged tick)
Lineage: Eukaryota; Metazoa; Arthropoda; Arachnida; Ixodida; Ixodidae
Product: nicotinamide N-methyltransferase
Exons: 3
Coding region: 1-768 (255 amino acids)
Cellular component (GO): cytosol
Molecular function (GO): N-methyltransferase activity
Source: RefSeq, a predicted model, not a curated record
AUGAAGCCUGAAGCCCUGAGAGAGGUGCACAAGACCACUUUUCUUCCACUAAAAUACAUAAAAAAUACGGAGAACUAUGUACUUUACCGAUUCCAACAGGAGGAAUUGCACCACAUCUUCAACUCAGGCCUCAUCCAAGGCAGCACACUAGUAGACAUCGGCUCUGGCCCGACGAUCAACUUCGUGCUCUCGGCCACCAAGAACUUCCAGGACAUCGUGGUCAGUGACCUGGUCGAGAGCAACCGACUCGAAGUGGAGAAAUGGCUCCGGAAGAGCGAAGACUCCGUCGACUGGUUGUUCCGGGCGGAACAAGUUGCCGACCUGGAGGGACAUCGGGACACCAAAAAGGGGGCCUACGAAAUCAUGGAGCGAGCGCGUCGUGCAAUCAGCAAGGUGGUCCCCUGCGACGUCCUGGAGCCAGGAGUGCUUCCAGAGGAACACAGGAAAACGUUCGACGUCGUUCUUUCGUGCAACUGUUUGGAGGCGGCGACGGCAGACUCAGAGUCGUUCGGGCGUGUUCUGGCGAACAUGGGUUCGCUAGUGAAGUCUGGAGGUUUUCUCGUCAUAGUCGGCACGGGAGGAAUCACCUGGUACGAAGUGGGCAAGGAGCCCCUUCCCAUGAUGGUGCUCACCAAAGAAAUUGUCAAGAAGGCAGUGACGGAUGCGGGAUUCGAGAUCAAGAGGUUUCGCACCGGAGACUAUGACGGUCCUAUUUUAGAAGAUCGAGGCAAGCGAUUCGGAUGGACCCUGGUGGCUCGCAAGCCUUAA